This is a messenger RNA of Mollisia scopiformis, 2685 nucleotides long. RefSeq lists its product as uncharacterized. The coding region runs from base 1 to 2685 and encodes 894 amino acids. The transcript has 17 exons. Lineage: Eukaryota; Fungi; Ascomycota; Leotiomycetes; Helotiales; Mollisiaceae. The record is from RefSeq and is a predicted model, not a curated record.
AUGGAACGACCGGGAAGCGUUGUUAGCACAGGAUCAACUGGGAGUCGUGACAGGCAUCUGUUGGUUGCCAAGUAUCUCUACCGCCGGUGUGCUUCAGCGAAAUGGCUUCAGCCUCCAGAAGACGAGGAUGGACUAGUCGACGAGUCCUCGUGGAUUGGCGUUGCUGUUCGAAAUCCAGACGGGAACUAUUCGACCGAGCCUCCCACCGCAGACCAUGAUAUUUACAAUGUGCUGCAAACUCUCAAUUGCAAAUGUGUAUUUACCAUGUCAUCCGAGAUAACCUCUGCACUGCUUGAUCAGGUUGGUCCCUUUCAGACAGAGCUAUCAGUGGCACCUAGAGGGCUCAAGAUCAACAUUGUCCAAUCGAUUCGACAUCUAGCCUCUGGGAAAUCCGUCGUUACCAGGAAAUCAUACGUCUGCAUACUGCGAGAAGAGAGAAUGGUGUUGGUCUGGAACGAUUCUGUGGAGGGAAUCUUGACACAUGGCGCAGAUAUCGAGGGCAUCUUGGUUGGUAUUAUCUGGGGCUCACACAUCGGAACGAUGACUGCAACUUCACCUUACCAUUCUUACUCGCCGCCAGUAGCACAAACACCGGGUGGCAAUUCCGCACUUAGUUCUGAUCCGGAACUGUCGGAAAAGAUGGGUAUCAUCCAAGCUGCCAUUUACCGUGAAGAGAACACAGAUGCUCACUUCGAUGUCGAGAAAGAUGGCGCUACUCCGCCAGACCGCCCAUUUCUGCUUCUUCAUGCAGUCGUGGUUGGUGUGGCAAUGACCCUUGUCGUAUUCGUCGAGAUGCUUUGUAUUGCAAAGCUCAUCGAAGAAUUCCGAUGGGAUUCGGGGAUGAUCAGAUUUGCGUUGGUUGCGGUUGUGCCGAUCUUCGCAUUCUUUAUGGUAGUGAUCGCUGGCUCAUUGUUUCAAUUGUUUGGCCCAUUGACUUACGUCCGCGGCAAUUCGAGAUUUUACUCUGCAAAACCUCCGAAGAGAGCGCGCUACCCGGAUUUGGAACUACCACAUAUUACUAUUCAGAUGCCAGUAUAUAAGGAAGGUCUGAAAGGUGUCAUCAUGCCAAGCGUAGAGAGCUUGUUAAAAGCUAUCAAGCACUAUGAGGCACAAGGCGGAUCCGCAUCCAUUUAUGUCAAUGAGGAUGGUAUGCAAGUCAUCGCACCCGACCUUGCCGAAGCACGCAAGGCAUACUAUGAGAUGCACGGCAUUGGAUAUUGUUCUCGACCUGCACACACAUACAAGAAAAAGAAGUGGUGGCAGCGAAGCAAGACCCAUCCUGAAAACCGAGAAGGCUUUAUCCGACGAGGUCAAUUCAAGAAGGCCUCAAAUAUGAAUUACUGCCUCGAUUUCUCCAUCAGAGUAGAGGAUGAACUGCUUCGACUGAUAUCAGUUCUUUGCAACGAGACUGAUCGAACUGACGAGGAAUUGACUGUUGAGGAAGAGAACACUCUGUACCAAAAAGCUUUACAAACGUGCAUAGAUCAGGACGAGGGACGCACAAUAGCUGGCGGCAAUGUCCGAAUCGGAGAUAUUAUCCUGAUCAUUGACAGCGACACUCGAGUGCCCGAAGACUGCUUGAUCCUUGGUGCUUUAGAAAUGCAUGAAAGCCCAGAAGUUGCAAUCCUACAGCAUGCCUCUGGAGUCAUGCAGGUCGCGCACAACGUUUUUGAAAACGGCAUCACCUAUUUCACGAAUCUUAUCUACGUCUCGAUUCAAUUUGCUGUCGGAAAUGGAGAUUGUGCUCCUUUUGUCGGUCACAACGCCUUCCUGCGCUGGAAAGCAAUUCAAAGUGUGUCCUAUCAAAGAGAAGAGAAAACAAUUUUCUGGUCUGAUGUUUCCGAGGACUUCGAUAUGUCACUCAGACUCCAGAUGAACGGGUUCAUUGUCAGAUUAGCAACCUACCACGAAGGAGGAUUCAAGGAAGGUGUUUCUCUCACUGUCUACGACGAGCUGGCCCGAUGGGAAAAAUACGCUUACGGGUGCAACGAACUGGUUUUCAACCCGCUCUAUAAAUGGUGGAAGGGACCCUUCACGCGCCUAUUUUGGAGAUUCCUGUUCAGCAACAUCAAGAUGACUUCCAAAAUCACCAUCCUCGCAUACAUUGGAACCUACUACGCCAUUGCAUGCGCUGUCCCUCUUGCUCUCGCUAACUACGCCAUGGUUGGAUGGUUCGACGACAGUCUCGAUCAGUUCUAUCUCACAUCGUGGAAGAUCUUUGUAGGCAUGGCAGUGAUCUUCAAUGUGCUGUCACCCCUCGCAUUCGCCAUGCUCCGCCACCGCCUCGGCCAGAAAGUCUUCUUCUGGUCCGUCGUCGAAACCGCGAAAUGGACACCGAUGUUCGUCCUCUUCUUCGGCGGCAUAUCUCUCCAUCUCACAACCGCGAUCCUCUGUCACUUCUUCAGCAUAAACAUGGAGUGGACUGCUACUGCGAAGGAGGUUGAAGCUAGUGGAUUCAGAGUUGGACUGGACAAGAUAUUCAAGGAUUUCAAGUACAUGUAUCUGGUUAUCAUCCCAAUCAUUGGAGGAAUGAUUUAUCUUGGCACAUAUGCGCCGAGAGGAUGGCAGAUUACGGACUUUACUGCUAUAGUGCCGCUUGCUAACCAGAUUGGCUGUCAUGCUCUGCUCCCGGUAUGUUUACAAAUUUCUACUUCGAUUAAUUCUUCCUUCCAUUUCUUUUACUGA